Molecule: messenger RNA, 762 nt
Organism: Vicia faba (fava bean)
Lineage: Eukaryota; Viridiplantae; Streptophyta; Magnoliopsida; Fabales; Fabaceae
Source: the annotation of a GenBank genome assembly
AUGUCGUAUCGUCCAACUGCAAACUCCAGGACCGAGGUCCGUCGCAAUCGAUACAAAGUCGCCGUCGAUGCCGAAGAAGGCCGCCGAUGCCGUGAGGACACCAUGGUUGAGAUCCGUAAGAAUCAUAGAGAAGAGAGUUUGCUCAAAAAGAGACGUGAGGGUCUUCAACCUCAGCAGAUUCCUUCCUCCAUUCACUCUGUUGUAGAGAAGAAGUUGGAAAAUUUACCAUCCAUGGUUGCUGGUGUUUGGAGUGAUGAUAAUAAUUUGCAGCUGGAGUCAACAACUCAGUUUCGAAAGCUGCUUUCUAUUGAGCGUACUCCACCGAUUGAGGAGGUUAUACAGACUGGUGUUGUUUCUCGUUUUGUUGAGUUUCUGAUGAGGGAAGAUUUUCCACAGUUGCAGUUUGAGGCAGCCUGGGCUUUGACCAAUAUAGCUUCUGGAACGUCUGAAAACACCAAAGUGGUAAUCGACCACGGCGUUGUUCCAAUUUUUGUGAAGCUUCUUGCUUCUUCUAGUGAUGAUGUCCGUGAACAGGCAGUGUGGGCUUUAGGAAAUGUUACUGGGGAUUCUCCUAGAUGUCGUGAUCUUGUUCUUGGCCAGGGUGCUUUGGUUCCUCUUUUGGCUCAAUUGAAUGAACAUGCCAAGCUUUCUAUGCUGAGAAAUGCUACUUGGACACUUUCAAACUUCUGCAGAAACCAUAACAUUCCAUUCUAUGGCGACUAUUAUUUAAUAUUCUAUUUUACUAUUCUAUUUUACUUUUAG